UUAAAAAGGCAAUCAAUAAAUAAAUUAAGAAUAAGAAUAUAUAUUUUUGUGUUGUUUUUAAAUUGGAAGCACGCACACAACAUUCAGGACGUAAUGCAAUAGUGAUAAAAAAUUUAACAACGAGGAAAAUAUCUACAGGAAUUUUAUGCUUAAACAAAAAGAAAAGAACAAAUUUUAAUUUUAUGUGCUAUUAAAACUCUAGUUCUUAUCCCUAAUCCUCACACAAAUACUUGAAAAAUGCCAAGAAAUGGUUGCGAUUCCAGUACAAAUGAUAGCGGCGCUUGUGGAGGCGGUAAUGAUGGUUGCAUUUAUUCCGAUGAAGAAUUAAUGGAAACGGGAGUUGUAUUCAGAGUCAAAUAUACCGGUUGUAUUGAGGUGAAGACCUCAAUGUCGUCCCUUGAUUUCAGUACGAGAACACAAGUUGCAAGAGAAUGCAUAAAUCGUGUCUGUGAAACUGCAGGUCUGAAAGUAGCAAGCAAACGACGUGUUGACAAGAAAAUUCUGCAGUACAUAUCUGAUAAACCAUGCAUGGAAAAUGCUGGUAGAAAUGUGUUGAUGAGUGUGUCGAGUCGUUCAAUAGAAAUUAUUAACGUAGAAAAUGGGGAGAUAAUAGCUGGUCACAAUAUGCCACGCAUAUCCUUUGCGUCAGGUGGAGAUGCCAAUACUCUUGAUUUCCUUGCUUACAUCGCAAAGAAUGAAGAUGAAUGGCGUGCUUGCUAUGUGAUAGAAUGUUACCCUGGACAGAGUGAAGAUCUAAUAGUUACCAUUGGCAAAUCCUUUAUGCUCCGUUUCAAUGCACUAAGCCGGAAAACUCAUCAACCUCCAGAAAAUUACAACACCGGUAAAGAAAAUGAUAAAGAUUAUUAUAAUGAUUUGCCCAAUAAGCUACCACCUGACUUGUUAACUGAAGAUGAUUUAACGAAGCAGCAAAUGCAAGUACAACAACAACAAAAACAACAAUUUAAAGUUGGACAAUUAAAUUUGAAGAAGCCACGAGAUCGUCUUAGCAGUAAUUUAAUUGAUUUAAAUAGUCCUCCACCUGAUCAAACAAGCAGUAAAGUUAAUUUGAAUAGUUUUGAUCCAAUGAAAAGCAACUCCAAUACACCAAAUGCAGUACAGGCACCAGUUCGUGAUGUUUUUGAUAUACAACCUUAUUCAUUAUGUGCUGAAGUGCAACGUUCACAACUCAUGACAGAAUCCUGGUUCCAUGCAACUAUAAGUCGUCCAGUUGCUGAAAAUUUGUUGAAAAAUGAUGGAGAUUUUUUGGUCCGCGAAUCUCAGGGUAAAGUUGGUCAAUAUGUAUUGACAGGUCUGGAAGGUAAAACACCAAAGCAUUUGCUACUUAUUGAUCCCGAAGGUGUUGUACGUACAAAGGAUCGUAUAUUUGAUAGUAUUAGUCAUUUAAUUAAUUAUCAUUGGACAAAUUCAUUACCAAUAAUAUCAGAAGAUUCUGAAUUAGUAUUACGGAAUCCUGUUUUAAGACAUCAACAACAACAGCAGCAGUCACAACAACAACAGCACCAGCAUCAUCCAAAUCACCAACAACAACAGCAGCAGCAGCAGCAAUUUACGCACUCAAAGCUCAGCUCUUAAGAGUUUAAUAGAUAUUUUAAUUAGAGAAUUUAUAAUUUAUUAGUUUAUUUCCUUUUAUUAUUAUUAUUG
Molecule: messenger RNA, 1662 nt
Organism: Teleopsis dalmanni
Lineage: Eukaryota; Metazoa; Arthropoda; Insecta; Diptera; Diopsidae
Gene: Shc
Product: SHC-transforming protein 3
Exons: 7
Coding region: 238-1593 (451 amino acids)
Biological process (GO): intracellular signal transduction; cell surface receptor protein tyrosine kinase signaling pathway
Cellular component (GO): plasma membrane
Molecular function (GO): receptor tyrosine kinase binding
Source: RefSeq, a predicted model, not a curated record